Phytophthora sojae is the source of this 1134-nucleotide messenger RNA. RefSeq lists its product as hypothetical. The transcript has a single exon. Lineage: Eukaryota; Oomycota; Peronosporomycetes; Peronosporales; Peronosporaceae. The record is from RefSeq and is a predicted model, not a curated record. The coding region runs from base 1 to 1134 and encodes 377 amino acids.
AUGCCCAAGGACCGCUUCAACAUGAGCCCCUACCACACGCUGCUGCUCACGCUGCGAGACCAGCGCAUGCUGCUCGAGAUCGAGAACGACCUGGUCGAGGACACGUUCCGCAAGUACGAGGCGUACGUCAUGAGCAACUCGCAGGUGAACCUCGCGCGCUGGAAGCACGUCAAGUCCAAGGACGACCUGCACAUCUACGCCAAGAAGUCGACCCGGGGCUCGAUGCGGCGCAACCAGACAGGGUGCUGCCCGGUGCCCAUCGACGACUGCAGCGGCGGCGUCAAGCCCGUGGUACUCAGCGUCGGCUCGUUCCAAGGGCAGCUGGACGACCUCAUGUUCGGCACGGUGAACCCCACGACGGACAUCAUGCACAUCAAGGCGUCCUAUGUGCGGGAUUACAGCGACGGCGCCGUGCUGGCCACGCUGGUCUCGCCUACUGCCUCGGAGCCAUUUCGCUCGGUCACGGUCAAGUGGUUCCAGAUCGAUCUACCCCUAAGCCGCACGGGUCUGCUGCACGACCGCGACUUUAUCUGCCUGGAGGCGUCGGGCAUUCUACACUUCGCUAAUGGAGAGCGGGUGGGCUACAUGAUGCUGCACUCCAUCGAAUCGCCCAAGACUCAACCCCUGCCUAAUGUGAUUCGGGCCAAGCACAACUGCACGGGGUUCUUCCGGCAGAUCGCGCCGAACGUCAUCGACACGUUCUGCUUCGACUCGGUGGAGCCGGGCGGUAACCUACCAGAGUCGGUGGUUCUACCAGUGUGUGCCAACGCUCUACUGUCGGCUACGAAUUACGUCGAGUGCGGGCUCAUGAAGAAGUUGACCUGGCUGCUGCAGCGCCGACGAGCGGAGAACGUCCCGACCGCGCCGCACUACCAACACGUUUGCAUGACCUGCCGCCGCGAUCUUCGGUCGGGUCGGGCCAGGCGCUUCAAGGACACGUGCAAGAUCUGCAUGAAUGGGUUGUGCUCCGCGUGCAAGGUGGUCAAGACCAUCAGCUUCCUCUCGCCCGACAGCAAGUUGUUGCGGCACAAGAUCGCGUUCUGCACGACGUGCGUGGAGUAUUCCAACCGCAUGAGCGCGAUGGAAGCAGCGAGCGAUCAGGCCGUGGGGUUCCAAGCCUACUGCGCCUUCUAG